AUGUGGCGGGAUCGCACCAACCUCUACAUCUCCUACCGGCAAUCCUUUGCGCACCAUCCGACGAAGAAGUCGCGCUUCGGUGCUGCAAAUGGCUUCGAUGCUGGCCCCCAGCCGGAGGAGAGCCGGCGCCUCAUCUCCGAAACGGGUGGCUUCGAGGAGGAUGGGGACAUGGUGAUUGAGAUGGACCUCCUUCCUCCCCGCUGGGUGGACGUGCAGGACGAAGUCUCCGAACUGUUGGCGGACAUUGCGCAAAAGUCCGCCGAGCUGGAUAAGCUGCACCAGAAACACCUCCUGCCGGGAUUCGGCGAUGAAGAGCUCCGUCGGCAGAACGAGGGGAUCAUCGAGCGGCUCACGCAAGACGUCACGCGCGGCUUUCAUCAAUGUCAAAGUGCCAUUAAACGCAUUGACGCCAUGGUGCGGGAGGCCAGGCAGCAGGGCGGAGUCACCAGCGGCGAGGAGACGAUGGCCAAGAAUAUCCAGAUUUCUCUGGCGUCGCGGGUGCAGGAGGCGAGUGCGCGUUUUAGGAAGAAGCAGAGCACUUAUCUCAAAAAGCUCCGCGAUCUGGACGGCAUCUCGACGCCCUUUGAACGCUCCCCAACUCCCGCGCAGAACCCAUUCACGGAUCCGUCCCUGAUGGAAUCCGAAGUCGACAAAUCCUUCUCGCAAACAAUGCUGAUGCAAACCCAGCAACGCGCGACGGGCCAGAACGAUGCGGCCAUUGCCCAGCGGGAACGGGAGAUCAACGACAUUGCCAAAGGCAUCAUCGAGCUCUCGGACAUCUUCCGCGAACUCCAAGCCAUGAUCAUCGACCAGGGCACAAUGCUUGAUCGUAUCGAUUAUAAUGUCGAACGCAUGAACACGGAAGUAAAGGCAGCCGAGAAGGAACUGAAAGUGGCGACAAAUUACCAACGCCGCACGACGAAGAGAAAAGUCAUGCUUCUUUUGGCGCUCGUGGUCAUAGGCCUGAUCAUCCUUUUGGUCGUGAAACCCAAAAAGCAAAGCUCUUCUGCUCCUCCCCACCGCCGCCACAGCAGCCCGAGGAAGAAUCAUCAAGUAACAUCCGGUCUGUCCUGCUGGCUCGAGGUGCAGGGACCGGAAUGA
This is a messenger RNA of Penicillium oxalicum, 1101 nucleotides long. RefSeq names its product t-SNARE syntaxin TLG2. Lineage: Eukaryota; Fungi; Ascomycota; Eurotiomycetes; Eurotiales; Aspergillaceae. The record is from RefSeq and is a predicted model, not a curated record. Gene Ontology annotation, molecular function: SNAP receptor activity; SNARE binding. Bases 1 to 1101 code for a protein of 366 amino acids. Gene Ontology annotation, biological process: vesicle fusion; vesicle-mediated transport; intracellular protein transport. The transcript has 4 exons. Gene Ontology annotation, cellular component: membrane; SNARE complex; endomembrane system.